GUUCCAAAAAUACUUGUGAAAUCUUUAUUACAAGCCGUAAAAGAGAAGUUUGAAAAUCUUAGCAUCUAACAAAAGUUCGACAUGUCGUUGACUGUUUUUGUGUUGAUGGUAAUAUUCGCAAAUACAUAUCGUUGUAGUGGAAAAGUGACAUCGCAAUUCUGUUUUCAAUGCUCAUCACCAAAUGAAAGAGGGUGUAUUUUUACUCAGAAAAGGAUGAAGUGUUAUGGCAAAGAGGAUACGUGCAUCACAAUGUCAUAUAGUUUCAAGAAAAUGACAAAGGAAGGGAAAAAGAAAAUCUCAGUGUUUCGAAAAUCAUGUUUUAACAGUCAAUGGGAUUGCCGAUCUUUUUGUGAUUCAUUUGAAGAAACUGGAGAUGACGAAUGCAAAGCUACCUGUUGCCAUGGCAAUCUAUGUAACCAUGGAAGAAAGAGAUCAAAACUCACAAGUAGAGCUUCUUCACACCCAUCAAUGUUGUCAAUAAUUUUGUUGGUGAUAUCAACCGUCAACGUACAGUGGAUUACACAAGUCCUAAUGAAUAUUUAAUAUAUCUAAUGAAUACGAGGCAAUAAUAAUAAUACGAUGAUAAAAUUAAGUUGUUUCAAUAAAAUGCCUCAAUUGUUUGUUUAAACGAGACACAGAAUAUCUGGCUAAACAAGACAUGCAACAUAGUUUUUACGAACCAUCCCCUUUAUAUGUUCAGACAUUUGUCAUUUGUUUCAGUCCCCUAGUCAUAUAAACACUUAAUAUAUUAAAAUUUAUAUUGUAAUUGUAAUUUUAGUUGGUGAACUUAUGGUAAUAAGACCAAAAUUU
This is a messenger RNA of Hydractinia symbiolongicarpus, 810 nucleotides long. Its product is annotated as CUB domain-containing protein-like. The transcript is spliced from 3 exons. NCBI's taxonomy places the organism in Eukaryota, Metazoa, Cnidaria, Hydrozoa, Anthoathecata, Hydractiniidae. The record is from RefSeq and is a predicted model, not a curated record. Bases 82 to 543 code for a protein of 153 amino acids.